Molecule: messenger RNA, 1986 nt
Organism: Fusarium redolens
Lineage: Eukaryota; Fungi; Ascomycota; Sordariomycetes; Hypocreales; Nectriaceae
Product: ribonuclease-III-like-domain-containing protein
Exons: 6
Coding region: 1-1986 (661 amino acids)
Biological process (GO): RNA processing; mitochondrial translation
Cellular component (GO): mitochondrial large ribosomal subunit
Molecular function (GO): structural constituent of ribosome; ribonuclease III activity
Source: RefSeq, a predicted model, not a curated record
AUGGCUGGCCUUCGAAGAUCCAAGCGACUGGAGUCUUGCAGUCAACCUGACCAAGACAAAGUCACCAAGAUCGCAAAAACGUCAAAGAAUCAGGAAAAGGUCGUUCCAGAGAAAAACAAAAAGACUGGGGGAAGCGCCAUGGUAGAACCGUCGGACCCAGGAGUCGACGGGUCAUCGCUGGAUGAUGCAUCCCCAAACGAUCCAGAGCUGAACGAAGCACAGCAGACGGCUGAGAAACUGGAGGAGGGUCUUGGAGACUUCCAGAUGGCUCUUCAGCGGAUAAUAGGUUUGGGGCAGCAACAAAUUGAGAUUUUCUGGACGUGGGACUCCCUUCAUGGUUGCAUCAUGAAAUUCGCGGAGGUAGCUGGUUUCAGGGGCCUCCCCUGGGACAGUCUUGAUGAAGCCGCUCGGCAAAAGUUCAUUGCCUAUUCGCCUCAUGCCCAACAGCUCUUUGAGACAACUCGCAUAUCUCAGUAUAUGUUUGUACGUUGGAUCUGGGAGAUCAUAGAUGAGAACUUUUUCUCUAGAAAGAGUCAGGACAUUGAGUGGACGUCGCCAUAUUGGGAAGCUCAAGCCACGAUGGAGCGCAUCUUACGGGAGAAAAACUUCAAUUACGACCGAAACCCCCAGACUUUCCAGUACCCCAACUGGCGAUACACCACAUUCGAGUUCUAUUUCUCCCUCGGGGAAGUGCACGGAUCCGAAAAUAGGAUUGAGCCGGACUGCGUGGUCAAGAUCCUGAAGAAAGCGCUUGGCCAACACUUCCCUGAGAAUCCUGACCCCUUCUGUAAAGAGACGCUCUCAAAUCUCACCAAAAAGGUUGUCAAUUUCGAGCUCAUGUUCGACUAUGGUCGCUUUACAAUUCGGCAUGUCUUUCAUGAUCCCAAGACCAAGGGGGCAUAUGGAUUUCCAUUUUCGGCCCAAGUCGAGGGAUUCAACGGACAGGUGAUGAAUUCAAUUGACUACGACGAUGCUACAGACGAAGGUCGGCCUGUCGAUCUGGUUGUGUCGCCUAUGCUGGUGUUUUAUGGGCAUCACAGGGGAUUUGAUUACCACGUUGCGACUGUCGCAUUUCCUAUGCGAGUGUGUGUUGGAUACCCCGGCGGCUUUGACCAGGACGAGGUGAUAGAGACGGAGGAGGACGGAGAGGGGGACGGAGAAGAUGAGGUGAAGACGAUCAAGGACGAGGAUCGCCUCGACCCCCAGUCCGGCUCGUUCCCAUUCAUCACCAUGGCCCUCCAACCCUGCCGCUCCAGCCUCUGGCGGAGUAGACAUGCCGCCCGAACCCUCAUGCCUUGCGUGCGCACCUACGCUACCGACUCGACACCCGAAUCCUUCAAGACCAAGAGCCCUUCUUCCUCUGGUCUCGUGCCACGAUGGAGCCAGACGCCUGCUGCCAUGAAAGCGCCUCUGCAACUCGACUGGGCAAAGAAUCCUCAGAACAAGGUCUGGACUGUCAACAACGAUCCCCAGAAGUUGGACGAGGUGUACGAGCGUCUACUGGGCCCUGGUGGCAGCAAACUUCUGCCCGAGGAGCUCAAGUGGCUGGCUGUUACGCAUAAGAGCUUUGAUCAGGGAAGAAGAGGAUUCAACGACCGAUUGGCGCUUCUAGGACGAAUGACUCUUGUCAUGGAGACGACAAAGACAAUUGUUGCCCAAGAUCCAAUGGGAGCACCCAAGUUCGACGACGGAUUUGACCGCCAGCCAUUCAUGCAUCCAAAUCUGCAAACAGUAGACAAUCUUUCCAUCAAGGGACCCAAGGACGUUGUCGGCAAGGAGAGACUAUCUGGCUUGGCAGCUGAAGUGGGAUUAAUCGAUGUUGUGCGGUGGAAGCCCAAACAGGUGCAAAAGCUCAGAGCUUCAGGUGCCGACGUUGUGCUCAACGGUGCCAUCAUGGCCAUUAUUGGUGCCGUCACAUUGCAGCAUGGAGCAGUAGUGGCAUCGCAGGUUAUCAGAGAGAGGAUACUCUCAAGACUACAGGAUUGA